This is a messenger RNA of Podarcis lilfordi (Lilford's wall lizard), 2262 nucleotides long. The record is from the annotation of a GenBank genome assembly. NCBI's taxonomy places the organism in Eukaryota, Metazoa, Chordata, Lepidosauria, Squamata, Lacertidae.
AUGGUCAACAUGCAAGUGUGCGCCCUGGACUGCGAGACGCUCCGCGAGCUCCUCCAGGACCGCUGCGUGCAGUGCCUGGUGCUGGACUGCCGCUCCUUCUUCUCCUUCAACUCCUCGCACAUCGGCGGCUCCUGCAACGUCCGCCUGAGCACCAUCGUCCGGCGGAGAGCCAAGGGGGCCAUGGGCCUCGAGCACAUCCUGCCCAACGAGGAGGCGCGCGCCCGGCUGCAGAAGGGGCUCUACCACGCCGUCGUGCUCCUCGACGAGCGCAGCGCCGACCUGGAGGCGCCCAAGAGGGACAGCACCCUCCUGCUGGCCCUCAACACCCUCUGCCGGGAAGCCAGGGACACCCGCGUCUGCUUCCUCAGGGGUGAGUUAAAAGGCUGCAGAGAGGGAGAGAGAGAGGGAGGUCGCCUUCCCCAAGGCGCCCUCUGCCCUGCCAGUCCACCUCCCCUGGGCUUCAAAAGUCCGUAAGCCAAAGGCCCACCGGGUAAACGGAAUUCAGAGCAAUACGUAGUAAUAAUAACGGGUAUUGACAAAUAGCCUAGGGCACUUGCAUUGUUUUAACAGAGGGGCUUAUAGGAGUGGCCACUGGACUGUCAAUGGAGUUUUACCUCCCCUUCCUACCCCACCCCCAGCUGCUUAGAGUUUGUUCCUGGGACAAUAUUAACCUCUUUUCUUCUUUAUUUUCUUCUAGGAGGAUAUGAUGCCUUCUCGUCUGCCUGCCCUGAGUUGUGCACCAAACCAUCUGCUCCCAAGGGCCUGACUCUGCCGCUCAGCGCAAACAAUGUGCCUGGCAGCGCCGAUUCAAACUGCAGCUCCUGUGGGACUCCUCUCUAUGAUCAGGUCAGUUGGGGAGCAUUCAUGAAUCAAAAUUACACUUGCUUUUUAAAAAAAAAUUACACUUGCUUUUUAAAUUAUUUUAUUUUAAUUACAAGUUGGACUUUUUAAAAAAAUGCCUGGAAUGGAAAGACACAAAUGUGUGUAUAAAAAUAUUCCAUUUGGAAAUACAAGGCAUUCAAGGCAAAACAAAUGUUUCAUUAUAACACAACAAACGUAUCAAGUGCAGAGGGAGCCUGUUUUUGCCGUGGGAUUAACAGACUGUGUUUCUUUGUCUCCUUUAUUUUAGGGUGGUCCAGUGGAGAUCCUACCUUUCCUGUAUCUAGGCAGCGCCUAUCAUGCUUCCAGGAAAGAUAUGUUGGAUGCUUUGGGGAUCACAGCCUUGAUCAACGUUUCUGCCAAUUGCCCAAACCAUUUUGAGGGACACUAUCAGUACAAAAGCAUCCCUGUGGAGGACAACCACAAAGCUGACAUCAGCUGCUGGUUUAACGAAGCAAUUGACUUCAUAGGUAAAUGAGUCCUCUCUCUCUCUCCCCCCCCCUACAUAUUGAGUUUAUAGUAUCCCUUGGGUGCCAGCACCUUAGCAGACACUUCCAGCAUCCUUUAAAUUUGAGAUGCAGGGUAUUUCCUUGGGGAUCAAAAUAGCACCGGCUGAAAUAAAUCUGUAGCUACGAUGGUGCUUGGGCUUCUUUUAGAAGAUAGCAUUGUGAAAUCCCAAAAAGCAUACUAGACUUUAUAAAGAGUCAUUGGAUCCACUAGCAUGGGUGUUGGAAGGAUCAGCUGGUAAUCUGAACCAGUCUCAUGCUGACAGAAUUUUCUAGCAAGCUUUAGUGGCCACAGUUGGAAUAGGUGAUUAUAAUCAAGUUGAAACAGAACAUCCAUAUUGGUUUAUUGCACACCUUCCUUUGUUCAUCCAACUCCAUUCCCAGCUGUGUGACGUAUUGCUAUAGCUGGUUAGGCAAGAUGGCCCCUCAAGCACAGAGAGUGAAAAGCAGCUUUGAAGUUUGCAGGAAAAUUCUUGCUAAUGUUGAUGUUUUGCUUGCUCCUUCAGACUCUGUUAAAAACGAUGGCGGGCGAGUAUUUGUUCACUGUCAGGCUGGCAUCUCCCGCUCAGCGACCAUCUGCCUUGCUUACCUUAUGAGGACCAACCGAGUCAAACUGGAUGAAGCUUUUGAGUUUGUGAAGCAGAGGAGAAGCAUCAUCUCCCCCAACUUCAGCUUCAUGGGGCAACUGCUGCAAUUUGAGUCCCAGGUCCUUGCUCCAAAUUGCUCGGCAGAGGCUGGGAGCCCGGCAAUGUCUGCACUGGACAGAGGAACAUCCACUACAACGGUCUUUAACUUCCCCGUCUCCAUCCCUGUCCACUCUGCUUCCAGCGCACUAAGCUACCUUCAGAGCCCCAUCACCACCUCUCCGAGCUGCUGA